This is a messenger RNA of Hibiscus syriacus, 2121 nucleotides long. Its product is annotated as myb family transcription factor PHL13-like. Gene Ontology annotation, molecular function: DNA binding; DNA-binding transcription factor activity. The record is from RefSeq and is a predicted model, not a curated record. The transcript has 14 exons. The coding region runs from base 205 to 2121 and encodes 638 amino acids. NCBI's taxonomy places the organism in Eukaryota, Viridiplantae, Streptophyta, Magnoliopsida, Malvales, Malvaceae.
ACCACGUCCACGUGUGCUCAAUCGAUAAAGAAUAUUUUCUCUGUUGUGCUAAUUCGGCUUUUGGGUUUCCAAAACGUUGGCUUUUCUCAUCCAAUCAUCAACUUCUCACUGAUUCAUUCAUUCUUGAGUUUUCAACCCCAUUUCCAAGUUGUUGAUAUUUAGAUAUAAAACAGUUGACAAUCAGGAACAUAGGUCUCUGCUGCUAUGUCUUCGCCUUUUCUAGCUCCUACUUCUCCUUUCAUCGACAAGUACACCGAAUUGUCGAGUUCAUCUUCAUCCCCUUCCAUAGCUACCAGUGAUAUGCAUGCCUCGGCUCUAGCACAUGUUCAAUGUUCUCAAAAUCCCCCAUUCAUUUCACAGUCAUCAAGGGGUUUAGCAUCUUUGCCACCAGUCGAUUCUUCUUUUCUGCAGUCCACAGCUCCGCUUAAUCACACACAGGGAAAUAAGGAUGUUUCAUGGACUUUAGACCAGCUAAAAAAAUUUCUUGAUUUGCCUGAAAAUGCUGUUCCUGCUCCAAAUCGGCUGGUGGAAAUCGGCGCUGGUGUCAUCGCAUCUGAGGACCACAAGAAAACUGAUUGGCACGAAUGGGGGGAUGAUUUUAUCAAUGUUCCGGAUCCUGACUGGAGUAAGAUUCUCGAUGAUACCAAUGUCUCAGACCCCAAACUGAAGGUGUCGAAGCAACUGCCUCAGUUUCAUCAGAAUCAACCUGCACCACAUGGAGAAUUUUCGAGCAAUGCUUACCCAUCAUCCACUGCUCCUCCAGCAAAGCCCCGUAUGCGCUGGACACCUGAGCUUCAUGAGGCUUUUCUCGAAGCUGUUGAUCAACUGGGUGGCAGCGAACGAGCUACUCCAAAAGGCAUCUUAAAGCUAAUGAAUGUAGAAGGCUUGACAAUAUAUCAUGUUAAAAGUCAUCUGCAGAAAUAUAGAACCGCCAGAUACAUGCCAGAAUCAUCAGAAGGAACAUCAGAAAGAAAAGUUACUUCAAUUGAAGAAAUGAAAUCAAUAGACUUGAAGAUGAGUAUAGGAAUUACCGAAGCACUUCGGAUGCAGAUGGAAGUCCAGAAGCAGCUCCAUGAACAACUUGAGAUUCAGAGAAAUUUGCAGCUGCGAAUCGAGGAACAGGGAAGGUACCUGCAAAUGAUGUUCGAGAAACAAAAAAAGGUCGAAAAUGAAAAAGGUGCGUCGUCCUCUUCUGCCUUGGAUGACACUCCGGCACCAUUAUCAGGCUCAAAUCAUCCGCCUUCCAACAAUGAUAAAUCAGAUUCAGAAGCUUUAGAGCAAGAUCACUCAAGAACUGGGAUUGAUCCAGGAAAUGCUAGUCAUAGAAAUGGAAAAAGCUCGAAGGCAUCGGAAACAGAACUGACUGUCCAUGUAGAGAAGAACGAUGACGAGUCCGGUUUCCCGGUUUUGAAACGAGCCAGAACCGAGCAUUAUUUCCAGAAUCAUCUUCAGUCAAAGUCGAAAGUACAAGUGGAUGCUGAUGUUUAUGGAGAUUCAUCACCCAAAAAGCCCUUCCCCAAUGUAGAAGACGAUGAUCAGCACGAUAAUCUUGCUUCACCUCACGAAACUGCUGAAGCAAGAGUCAUUGCAACCUUCACCACAAACAUUACAAGAUAUGUUGUGGAUAAUGCUUUUCCCGAGUUGAAGAAGAUUGUGAGGAUGACAACCAUGCUUUAUAGCACGAGUUGGAAUAUCAUUUUAGCUUCCAGGAUCGAUAACAUCUAUAUGAUUUUGACCUUGUUAUUUUUUUGUAACAGGAGUAUAGGAAUUACCAAAGCACUUCGGAUGCAGAUGGAAGUCCAGAAGCAGCUCCAUGAACAACUUGAGAUUCAGAGAAAUUUGCAGCUUCGAAUUGAAGAACAAGGAAGGUAUCUGCAAAUGAUGUUCGAGAAACAAAAAAAGGUCGAAAACAAAAAAGGUGUAGCGCCCUCUUCUUCCUUGGAUGACGCUCCCACACCAGUACCAUGCUCAAAUCAUCCGCCUUGCAACAAUGAUAAAUCAGAUUCAAAAGCUUUAGAGCAAGAUCACUCAACAACUGGGAUUGAUCCAGGAAAUGCUAACAGUAAAAAUGAAAAAAGCACCGGAAACAGAAUCGUCUCUCCGUGUAGAGAAGAACGAUAA